This is a messenger RNA of Heterocephalus glaber (naked mole-rat), 4312 nucleotides long. Lineage: Eukaryota; Metazoa; Chordata; Mammalia; Rodentia; Bathyergidae. The record is from RefSeq and is a predicted model, not a curated record.
CUUCCGCUCACAGAAGGCGAGGUCGGCUCGGUGAUUUCGCUGGGGAAGCUGGUACUGGGCAAGUCACUUCGCCCCUCCUUAUCUCAGUUUCCUCGUGGCCAUCAAGGAUUCGUGGCUUGCAGGUUGCUUUUUUGUGAGAAUUGAAUGAAAUUUUACAUAUAUAAAAUGCUUAAAAACAAUGCGUGGGACAUAAUAAAAUGUUGGAGGCUGCCAGUGAUUCCACGGUUAAUCCUCGGAGAGGCGUCCUUGUUCUCAAGCGAGCUCCAGUUGCGGAGUCGCAGCCCCUUCGCUCUGAUCCUUGCCUGGUUUGGGGUUUUUCCCGGAUUUCUGAACUCGUUUUAGCCACCACUUUAGGAGGGAGACGAUUUCUUCCAACAGCAGCAUGGGGAAGGCCCUGUGUUUAUACUGGACAGAGAAACUAGUAUGAUCACAGAUUUGCAGAGUGCCCGACAUGAUGAGAGGCCUUAAUAAAUUUUGUGCAACACUGUUUCUUAGUUGCAAGUUUUUGUCGGUCAUUACCUUCACGCAUUUUGGAAAAGACACUGUUCAAGCGCGCCCAGGUUAUCACUUGCAAGUAAUUUGUACUUUUUAGACAGGAGAAAUCCGUGAUAACUUACUGUUAUUGAUGGAACAGAUUGUAUAUGAGACACCCAUUCACAACAGCGCAAUCAAUGUCCGAGUUUCUAAAAAGCACAUUUUAAUGGGCAGUUUUAUGAAGUAUAGCAGCACUUGCUUGUUUGAAACUACAGGAAGUAGAGAGUAUUAUUGACAUUACUGUCCCAUUUCCAUGUAGCUCUGGCGGGUUCCAGAGACAUUAAUAACUUGCUCAAGCUUCACAUUGCUAGCUGGUAGAAAAUAAAUGAGAAUGCCAGAAUCUGAACCAAGGCAUUUUGGCCCCAUUAGAAUAACAAGAAGUGGGCCCGGGAUUUAGCUCAUUGGUUUCGCCUGCUGCGCAAGCGCAAGGACCCGAGUUCGAUCCCUGGUACCAACCAACCAAACAAAAAAGAAUAACAAGAAGUGUUUGAGUUAGAACUGUUAGAAGGGUUAUUCGUGAAGGAAGGCAGCUGGCUCGAGGAGCUCAGUUCGAUGGCGGAUCCAGCCCUUACCUCCCCAAGGUGCGCGCAGCUGCGUCUGCGUCCACGGGAAGCGCACGUGGGCUAACUGCACCCCGGCAUCUUUCACGAUAUCUUUUCCUCCCUAGCCUGACCUGCCCGCGCUCUGCCUUUUCCCAGGAGGAAAAGGAGAACAAUGACCAAGUUCCAGGAAGCAGUGACCUUCAAAGACGUGGCUGUGGUCUUCAGUGAGGAGGAGCUGGGGCUGCUGGACUCUGCCCAGAGGAAGCUGUACCGCGACGUGAUGCUGGAGAACUUCAGGAACCUGCUCUCUGUGGGCCAUCAGUCCUUCAAACCAGAUGUGAUAUCGCAGUUGGAGAGAGAGGAAAAGCUUUGGAUGACAGAGAUCCAAACCCAAAGAGGAAACAGGAAUCAAAACAAGAUGGAGAUUCUUCAUGAAGCAGGGUUGAGGUGCCUUUCACUGGGAGAGCUUUCACGUUGGCAAAUCAAGAGACACAUUCUAAACAAACUAGCUCAAAGUCAAGACUCCAUAAUAAAUAUUCAAGGAAAGAGUUCUUGGUUCCCCAAGCAGUGUGAUUCCUCCUGCCAUAUGAGAGCAGAAGAAUCUUGUCAGGCAUCUAUAGAGGACAGCUGUCUUGUGAAUCUUCUAGAGGAUCGUUCCAAUGUUAUUGAAAAUCAAGAAUUUCCAACCGAAAGAGCUCAGAGUCCUUGGAGUAAAAUAUAUCUCAGUGAGACACAGAACCAACAGAACAAUUAUAAGCCAACUCAGAUGAAAAACAAAUUAUGUAUCUUUGCUCCAUGUGUUGAUAUUUUAAGUUGUAUUUCCCACCACCGUGAUGAUUCUGUAGUGCACAAAAUGGAGGAAGCUCACAGCCACAGCACAUGUGGUAAAGAAGUCCUAAAGGUGUCAGCAUUUACCCAGCAUUGUAUUUACACAGGACAGAGAAACUACCCGUGCAGUGAAUGUGAAGCAGCUUUCAUUGACUGCUAUAAUCUUGAACUUCAUCAGCAAGUGCACUUGGGAAAGAAGUCGCCUAUGUGCAGUAUAUCUGAGGAGGAUACCAGUUAUAGUCCGAGUAUUCCUGUUCAACAAAAUGUUCGCACAGGGAAAAAGCGCUAUUGGUGUCAUGAAUGUGGCAAAGGUUUCAGUCAGAGCUCAAAUCUGCAGACUCAUCAGAGAGUCCACACGGGGGAGAAGCCCUAUACAUGCCCUGAAUGUGGUAAGAGCUUUAAUCAGAGCUCACAUUUGUAUGCUCAUUUGCCUAUUCACACAGGAGAGAAGCCCUACAGGUGUGACAGCUGUGGAAAGGGCUUCAGUCGCAGUACCGAUCUUAACAUUCACUGCAGAGUUCACACUGGGGAGAAACCUUAUAAAUGUGAGGUGUGUGGGAAAGGCUUCACUCAGAGAUCCCAUCUUCAGGCCCAUGAAAGAAUCCACACUGGAGAGAAGCCAUAUAAAUGUGGUGAUUGUGGUAAACGCUUCAGUUGUAGCUCAAAUCUUCAUACCCAUCAGAGAGUCCACACUGAGGAAAAACCAUACAAAUGUGAUGAGUGUGGGAAGUGCUUCAGUUUGAGCUUUAAUCUUCAUAGCCAUCAACGAGUGCACACAGGAGAGAAACCAUAUAAAUGUGAAGAGUGUGGGAAGGGUUUUAGUUCAGCCUCCAGUUUCCAGAGCCAUCAGAGGGUCCACACAGGAGAGAAACCAUUUCGAUGCAACGUAUGUGGUAAAGGCUUCAGUCAGAGUUCAUAUUUUCAAGCCCAUCAGAGAGUCCACACUGGAGAAAAACCAUACAAAUGUGAGGUGUGUGGGAAGCGCUUCAAUUGGAGCUUGAAUCUCCACAAUCAUCAGAGAGUCCACACAGGAGAGAAACCCUAUAAGUGUGAGGAAUGUGGUAAAGGUUUCAGUCAGGCCUCAAACCUUCAAGCUCAUCAGAGUGUCCACACUGGAGAAAAACCAUUCAAAUGUGAUGCAUGCCAGAAGCGGUUCAGCCAGGCCUCACACCUUCAAGCCCACCAGAGAGUCCAUACUGGUGAGAAACCCUAUAAAUGUGAUACAUGUGGUAAGGCCUUCAGCCAGAGGUCAAAUCUUCAAGUCCACCAGAUCAUCCACACUGGUGAGAAACCAUUUAAGUGUGAGGAGUGUGGGAAAGAAUUCAGUUGGAGCGCAGGUCUUAGUGCUCAUCAGAGGGUCCACACUGGAGAGAAGCCCUACACAUGUCAGCAGUGUGGGAAAGGCUUCAGUCAGGCCUCACAUUUCCACACACACCAGAGGGUCCACACUGGAGAGAGGCCUUACAUAUGUGACAUCUGCUGUAAGGGCUUCAGUCAGCGAUCACAUCUUGUCUACCAUCAGAGGGUCCAUACUGGAGGGAACCUGUAAAAUUCGAGGUGUGAAGUAGCCUUCGUCUAGAGCUCAUGUCUUCGUCUCCUUUAGAAGGCCCUGGUUGACUGUGGGAAACUCUUCAGAACUGAGAAGCUCCUUAAAUGCUGUGCUUUAACGACUCAGGUUAAUUCCUUACAAAUAUCAGAUUUAACAUAAGAGAAAACUGUUCUAUAAAUGUGACCAGUGUUUAUACCAAACUUGCAAAGUGUCCCCAUUCUCAGGAUGUGAUACAGCAGAAGAAUCUUAACAUUUGUCAGAAUCUACCAGGAGAGAGGCCUUAUAAAAUGAAGAUUAUGGGCAGGACUUUAAUGAAAGUAUGAUUGACAACUGGUGUCAAAGAAAGUGUAACUUCCACUAGGGAGAUUCUCACUCUGUCUCUGCCAUGCAGAGCUGGACUUGGCUUAUAAUAGGGCCAAGUUUCUCAGCAGUUUCUGAGAAAGUGGAGAAAAAUCCCUAUAAUUAGGACCUAUAUAUAAAAUUGCCAGUCAGUUUCCUACCUUAUACUCAUUAAUUUAUAUCCAUAAGGAAUCCUGAAGUAGCCUUAAUGACAAUUUCAGGAAAUAGGUAUAAAAAAUUAGUGCUGCCACCAUGGCAGUACAAAUUUGGACAAAAGACUUGCAAAUCACUUCGGCCCACUGCAGCCUCAGUUCUUUGUACAGUGUAUCAGUUGUACACAGUGUAAUUUUUUAGUAUUUGUACUUUAGAUGAAAAGCACUUUUAUUGAUAAUGUGACACUACAAUUUAUAUGAUUAGUAUUUGAGUGCCCUAAUUCAUUAAGGUAGGGUUUUACUGUAACUGAAAAUGUUAAAAGUGGUUGCUGAUGACAAAGAUUUUUAGUAAACUUAAUUCUUGUUAA